This is a messenger RNA of Malus domestica (apple), 2425 nucleotides long. RefSeq lists its product as uncharacterized. NCBI's taxonomy places the organism in Eukaryota, Viridiplantae, Streptophyta, Magnoliopsida, Rosales, Rosaceae. The record is from RefSeq and is a predicted model, not a curated record.
AAAUUCCAAAAUAUUAACUCUGAAAAAAAAAAAAUCCAAAAUAUACUCUGAAAAUCUAAUCCGAGCUGAAUCCGUACGUCGACCCCAAGUCCAAAGCUCACAGGUGAUAUGACGAGAGGUUUCUAACAACCGGUCGCUCAGCUGACCGCCCUCACUCGGCCGCACCGCCACCGCCAGAUUCCUCAAAAACUCGAUUCCAAAUCCUCCGAAUCGCAGAUCUAAACCCACCGCAGAUCCGAAUCUCCCGCGCGCUGCAAUGGCGAAACUGAAACAGUAGCGACUGAAAGCAUAAAAGUCUCCGAGCUGAGCUGAACAGCUUGUGUGGAGCUCCAAUGGCGGCGGCGAUGAACUCCCUCAAAGGCAAGCUCCUUCUGCUCUGCUUUCUCUUCAUUUUGUCAUCUCCUUUCUCCGUUCCUAAGCUUUUCGUCCAAUCUAACGAAACCGAAACCGAAUCCGAAAUCGAGCUCAAUGCGCAACAGCAGGUAUUGCAGAGGCUCGAGGAAGUAGUGAAGAACCUAACCGAAAUAGUUGCGACAUUAGAAUUGAAAUUACAAUCGGAUCCUCCGAAAAAAGGGGCUCCGAUCGACGAGGGUUUGACGGCGGUUGAAGAAAAGGAAAGCCAGAAGCUGAUCAAGCAGGUUGAAGAAGAAGCUGGGUCUGGUUCCGAUCGUAAAAUUGGAGAAAGGGUGAGGUCAGUUUCGGUAACGAAAUACAGCCCGUUCUGGUCCGACCGGUUUCAGUUCGUUUCCGCCGUGAAAUUGGAUUCCCAGGCCACGUGUAUUCACGUCCUGCCGUUUCGGGAUUUCCAGGGGGUUACAAAAUAUGUUGCCGUCGGAGACGAGAGAGGUCGGGUUUAUGUGUUUCUCAGAAACGGCGACGUUUUGGUGGAGUUUGAUACGUUGCUGGGGUCUCCGAUCACGGCCAUGGCUUCCUUCAUGUCGGUUUACAAGAACGAGAGUUUCGUGGUCACCGGGCAUCAAAACGGUGUCAUUUUGAUGCAUAGGGUCUGGGAGGGAGCGAGUGGGGAAGAAUGGAGCUCGCUUUUGAUGGAAACCGUGACGAAAUUCGACGCGGGCGGAGAAGGAUUGCCGGUUAAGAUUUUGGAGGUGCACCAUGUUGGGAGGUUGAGUUAUGUGUUGGCCAGUGAUGCGAGUGGGAAGAUUUCGGUUUACCGAGGGAAUGGUUCAGUUCACGGCUCCACAAUGCCGUCAAGCAGGCCGCUUGCUUUCUUAAAGCAGCGGCUUUUGUUCUUGACGGAGACAGGUGCAGGGUCUUUGGACGUGAGGACCAUGAAAGUUAGGGAGAGUGAGUGUGAAGGGCUGAACCAUUCGCAUUCUCGUUACUAUGUUUUCGAUGCCACGGAGCGCUCUAAGGCGUACGGGCUUACAUCCGAAGGCGAUCUGAUUCAGAUUUUGUUGUUGGGGGAUGUAAUGAACUUCAAAUGCAGGGUUAGGUCCAAGAGAAAGUUUGAGAUUGAUGAGCCUUUGGCUUUUCAGGCUGUAAAGGGGUGUUUGCUUAUUGUUAACAGGGAGAAGGUGUUCGUAUAUAAUGUUUCGACUCAGCAUUACGUUAGGGUUGGCGCCCCUCGGAUUAUCUUCUCCGCUGGUCUCGAUGAGAUUAGAUCAUCGUUUCUCAAUUACCAGACGGUGAAUGGAGAGAAGAGGAACGUGAUACCUUUAAUCGCAAGUGAUCGGGAAAGGCUGCUUGUUCUUGGCCUUGGCGGAGGGUAUGUGGGAAUGUAUCGCUCUAACCUUCCGGAAUUUAAAGGCGAAUUUAACACAACGCUAUGGACCAGCCCUGUAUUUUUCUUUGUACUUUUCCUGUUUGGAGCGUGGCAAUUUUUCGCGAAGAAAAGGGAAGCGCUCACUUCAUGGGGAGGGGAUGAUGCUUUUAGUUCAACAUCCGGUACAACGGGAGCUCCAUUGAGGGGAAGCAGCGCCGUAGACAGGUCGUUCGUGGACUCUUCUUCGAGAAAUCCUGAUAUGAUGGAGCUUAGAGGUGGUGACCUAAGAGGACCGUCGAGGAGGUAUCCCUCUCCUCCGCCCAGGUAUACAGGCGGAGCAACCAGUUCGUUUAGGCCAGGCACGACGGAUCAUAACGCUAGACCGUUAUCUGUCGAUCCUAAUUUUAGAACAACUUCAGAGCUAAAAUUUAGAGGGUCUGGAUUAGAAUCUUCGGGUUUUCCGAAACGGAGGGAGAGUUUGUUUGUAAACAACCAAGUGAUGGAUGAUAGCAGCUGACCUCUGCGAUCAAUUUCAUCAACUUUUUUAUUUUUUUGAGUUCGUUUCUGUGAGAUUUAGUUGUUAGACCAUUUCAUUUGGCAAGUCAGGGCCAUUUGAAACGGCUUCAAAUCUUCUGUACCAAUUAUUUGUACUUGAAAAAUGCCUACCGUUAAUAUUUCACACAUGUCAAGGCACUUAACUUC